UCCUUAGACCGAAUCAGGGUGCCGGUGAGUGUCGUUGCCGCCAAAGGUAGAGAUUGCACCGGAGCUUGUUCGGGUUGAAAGCUGUGCUGAUCAGCAGCUCCCCGGCUGCGCUGACACCAGCGGUGACGCACAGAGAGCGAGGGGCGCACCGCGGCUGGAGUCACAUUGGAUUAAAGCCAGAGACAGCGGAGGGAGCACCAAGUUGAGAUGCUGCGAGAGCUCGUGGUACAGUGUGCGUGAGGAGGAGGAUGCUCCCGUCUCGCGCUUGUUAUUGUCUGGCAACUUUGGACUAAAAUUAAAAGGAAAGGAGCGCGCCUAUCUACCUGGGAUGUAUUAAUGUGAACUGUAAAAAAAAAAAUUUAAAAAAAGGAAAUAGGUCAUAUAGGGCAGUUUUGAGGCUGUGGAGAGAUUUUGAGGUGCGAGAGGAGCGGAACAAAGCGCGCGCCAGGCUGAACACAAAAUCUGGGUAAAACAAAUAUGACGGCCGAUUUUGACGUUUUCUCGCGACUGCUGAUGUGCAACGAAAUAAAGGACACUUCUCCAAGCCUCGGGUGAUUCUGGAUUGCAAUUUACAUUUGUCAUCUUUUUUUUUUUUUUUUUUUUUGGAGACAGAGGGGACAUUAUCACGGCGGCGCAUCGAUAUCCCUGCGCGUAAUGGGAGAAAAGUUUCGGACCUUGCAGAGGAGUCGCACUCGCAGCAUCCCGCCGACGACUCGUUUUUAAAUAACAUGUGAAACCCCCCCCUCCCCCCUCCCCCCUUCUGAUCCGGCCGCGGCUGACGGGAGUUUGUAAGUAAAAAAAAAAAAUUGAGUUAUCCAUUAUGACUUGAAACAGCCUCGGGGGUUAUCAGAACGCGCAUUAAGCCAGUUAACGAUCCAUGAACCGCCCGACCCGAUUUGUCCAAAAGACGCGCAGACGGACAUUAAUGAUCUAGAGAGGAUUUCUGCAGCAGCGGCAGCAGAAGAAGCGGCGAAAAGUGAGAAACUGAACACAGCGAGAGAAGGAGAGGUUCCCUCCUGGAUGGCUAUGAUGUUGUGCCAGCUCGGGCAGAGGUGUGCGAUGGAGGUGGUGCUGCUGACCAUCCUGUCCUGGGUGUCCGUGUGGGCAGAGGAGAAGAUCAUCUUUGACAGACACGCUGUCUACUGGAACAGCUCCAACCCCAAGUUCUGGCACGGAGAGUACAGGGUGGCAGUGAACAUUAAUGACUAUCUGGACAUCUACUGUCCUUACUACGAGGGUCCUCCGUCCCACGGGCGCAUGGAGCGCUACAUCCUGUUCAUGGUCAACCAUGAGGGUUACACCUCCUGCCAGCACAGGAUGCGUGGCUUCAAGCGCUGGGAGUGCAACCGUCCCAGCGGUCCUGAUGGGCCCCUGCGCUUCUCAGAGAAGUUCCAGCUCUUCACCCCCUUCUCCCUGGGCUUCGAGUUUAGGCCUGGACACGAGUACUAUUACAUCUCGUCUCCUCACCCAAACCAUGUGGGGCGAGCAUGUCUAAAGCUGAAGGUGUAUGUCAGACCUCCAGAUGGGUCGGGAUACGAUUCUCCUGAGCCCUUCCUGACUGACGGAGGUCCAAGCUGGAGGCCAGGAGGGUCCGUGGCCCUGUUAGCAGCCCUGGCCUCACUGCUCCUGGGCCUCUUCUCCUGGGUGUGACCCCCUCCAAUCCCUCCUCUCCUCUUCUUCUUGGAGCUCCCACCCUGAGGUCGCUGGGCUGGGCUGGCUGUCCCUCUUUUAAUCCACCACCCCUCAGGGAAGCCCUCUGUCUCUGUCCUCCCACCUUCCACCUCCUUAUGCGACCACCAACCACCCCCACUGCCAGCCCUUCCCAUGCCCAGCCACGGACACACUUUCCAGGCCUGGCUGAGAGGAUUUUGGUCGUUUUUGGAAGCUUCCCUCCAUCUCUGAUCCCAGAUUUCUUGGGAUGAACAGCACCUCUCAGCUGAGAAACACAAGGGAAAUGUCUCUGCACUCAUAUCAGGGGGUCCUUUUUUUGAUUUGACUAUUGACUCCUGGCGGCUGAUGGGGUAGAUUUAGCCACAGCUAUGAUUAAACUUGUCGUUCCAGGGCAAAUUCCUAUCAUGCAAUCACGGCAGGAUGCAUUAAGCGACAGGCCUGGAUGCACAAAAAUUGGAUUUUUUCUCCUAUUGCUGUCCCAUUGUCAAACCAAGAAUUGGAGGUGGCCAAGCUUGCAUUGUAAUUGAAAUUCUAUAUUAUCUGGACCUUUUCCAAGUCUGCAAGGAGCAAAUGUACAGAGAUGAAGAGGAGAAGAGUGACCCGAGCUGUGCAGAAGAGAAAGCGAAAACCAAUGCGGGCACAGAUUUGAAUGGCCGUAUGGGAAAUGUAAUAUUAUAUGUGUUGAUAUUUUAGGAGCAGUGUAGACUCACAGAAAUGUGAUAUAAAAGAAAUCACAGUUUUAUUUUUUAUGAGAAACUCAGAUUUCACAUUAAAAUGACAAGUAUAAUCAUAGGCUGGUUCAG
Messenger RNA from Labrus bergylta (ballan wrasse), 2474 nucleotides. It is a transcript of the gene efna2a, whose product is annotated as ephrin-A2a. The record is from RefSeq and is a predicted model, not a curated record. Gene Ontology annotation, molecular function: ephrin receptor binding. NCBI's taxonomy places the organism in Eukaryota, Metazoa, Chordata, Actinopteri, Labriformes, Labridae. Gene Ontology annotation, cellular component: plasma membrane. Gene Ontology annotation, biological process: axon guidance; ephrin receptor signaling pathway; osteoclast differentiation.